AGGUGAAACCUUGCAUCCAGUUUUCGCUCAGGUUUCCUGCGUUUCAGCAAAAAUUGCAUUUAGGUACAGUAAAGUAAAAUCAUGGUGGAUAUUAGCAAGACUGAAAAGGUUCAGUUGCACGUCCCAGAACUGGAUGAACUAAGUACUGUGUUAAAAAAAGGAUUGGAAGAAAACUUUGCAGAAGUUGCAGUGAGAGUUGUGGAAUGUCCGGACCUCACGAAGGAGCCGUUCUGCUUUCCUGUUAAAGGUUUGUGUGGAAGUCCUCGGGUCACAGAUGUGGGAGGAAAGCCUAACCUGGUACCCGUGGUUCAAAAGCACAAGGAGUAUGACAUGAAUGCAAUAUCAAAGGUGGUGGAGCUACCAGGAGCGUUCUUUCUCGGGGCAGGAGCUGCAUCUCCCAGAGUGGUGGGAAUGAACGCAGAGCUGAUACCUCUGUGUCUAACUGAAGCAGAAGGAAGGCCUGCAGUGAACAGCAGCUACUUCUCCUCCAUCAAACCAGCGGAUGGUCAGUGUCUGCAAGAAAGAUACAGCGACAAAUUCUCAGACUGUAACUUUGCUCUGCUCGGGAAUUUUUACGUUUGUGAGGGGAAGCCGGGAAAGGUCAUUGAGGUACAUGCCAAGAAGAGAACAGGAGACUACAGCAUAGUGACGGCCUUGAGAAAGACUCUGGAAGUGGAGUACCCUGAUAAAAGCCUUGCUCUGGGGGGCACCUUCAUCAUCCAGAAGGGGAAAGCCAAAAUCCACAUUAUGGUCAGAGAGUUCUCCGUCUGUCCACUGGUCACCGUUGAAGCGGUCAACCACCGUCUGAAGCACUUUGAGGUGAACGCCCCCCUCAUCUGCCUGUCUGUGCUUGUAUCCAAGGACCCUGGACUGGACCUAUGUGUGGAGCACACACACUGCUUCAGCCACCAUGGAGAAGGUGGCCACUACUACAUCGACACCACACCUGACAGUGUGGAGUACCUCGGCUACUUCAUGCCUGCAGAGUUUAUUUACCGCAUCGACAGACCCUAAGAGAAACAUACAGUGGCGAGAGAUUGAAAAACAAAGCUCAAGUACGACCUUGUGCCAAUCAAUCACUCAAUUAUGAAGUACAGAACCACACAAUUGCAAACCCUGUAAAACUCUUGAUUUUGAGUGUACAAUUUGAAAUACACUACAUUUAGAAUACAGAUACGAUUUUUAUUUUCCAUGAACGAAUAAUGAAUGCCAAGAUGAAAUUAUUAACAAUCAUACCAACCUAGCUGUCAAGACAAGUCUUGCAUUAGGCUAUGUCUACACUAAUGCACAAAAUGUGCACACAGACAUAUCUAAUGUAACAA
Molecule: messenger RNA, 1322 nt
Organism: Nerophis ophidion (straightnose pipefish)
Lineage: Eukaryota; Metazoa; Chordata; Actinopteri; Syngnathiformes; Syngnathidae
Product: ester hydrolase C11orf54 homolog
Exons: 8
Coding region: 82-1014 (310 amino acids)
Cellular component (GO): nucleus
Molecular function (GO): zinc ion binding; hydrolase activity, acting on ester bonds
Source: RefSeq, a predicted model, not a curated record